Messenger RNA from Lolium rigidum, 1334 nucleotides. RefSeq lists its product as uncharacterized. Lineage: Eukaryota; Viridiplantae; Streptophyta; Magnoliopsida; Poales; Poaceae. The record is from RefSeq and is a predicted model, not a curated record. The coding region runs from base 1 to 1080 and encodes 359 amino acids. The transcript has 3 exons.
AUGGAGACGCCGCUGUCCACCAGGAGGAUCACCCGCUCGCUCGCCGCCGCCGCCACGGCAUCCGCCCAGAAGAGCGCCGCCGCCGCCGACCCCUCCUGCAGAUCCAAGAAGCCCGCCGCCGGUGACGCGCCCCCGCGCGCCGCGCUGCACGACAUCACCAACGACUCCCCGAUCGUCGGCCUCGCCGCGGGCGGCCUCGGCACGCCGCAGGCCUCCACCGCGGGCGCCAAGAACCGCGCCAGGCCCCGCUGCACGCCCGGGUCGGGCGAGGCGCUGCUGCGCGGCCAGGUCAAGACGCUCCUGCAGAAGGUCGACGAGGAGGGCGCCGCCGCCAUCCAGCCGCUCCGCAUCCACGCGCUGCUCGGCGUCGCCAGGUCGCCCGCCCAGCUCCUCGCGCCCACGCCCGCCAACACGCCGCAGCUCUGGGCCGGCCCCGCCGCCUCCCUGCUGCUGCCCGAUGGCCUCGCCGUCAUGCCUUGCGUCCUCGAGGAGGAGGAGCUCAUCCCUAAGCUGCAGGUCAUCGCUGAUCCACCGGCGAACCGUGCACUGGUGUUCGACGACUCCCCCGAGAAAUCGGACCUGACCACUGAUGGAUCGGUCGCCUCAUCAUCCCUCACAUUCCAUGGAAGCAGCAGUCACGACAGAUCAUCGGAGGACGACGGCUCAUCGGUGUGGUCCAUGCAGGUGAACGUCAGCUCCGAGAAGGACGAAGAGGAGCUGGGUCUUGACACCGUGGGAGAGCUGGAAGAAGAGUACUAUACCGAGGAGGAGCUGGAACAACAGUACUAUACCGAGGAGGAGGACUGGGAAGAAGAAGAUGAUGACGAGUGCUUUGAUGAGCUGUGCGAGGGGAUGAGCAAGAUGUCCGUGCUUGACGAGCACGAGGAGAAGAAGAAGAAGGUCGGGCUGCCGCCGUUCGAGGGGAGGCACACCCGGUUCGUCUACAACAGCGACGACGAAAUCGUGGAAAGGAAGGAUGUGGAGAACGCGGCGGCGGAGCAUGGCGCGCUGCUGAGGGGCCUGCCGGUGCGGGAGGGGAAGCAUCUCCGAUUCCACGACGACGAUGAUGACGAGGAGUAAGCAGGGCAUGCAUGAAUGCAUUGAUGGAUACAUUAGUGGUUGUCGCUCCCUGACAACUGGUUAAUCAACAAAUUCUUUUGGUUUGCACAGGCUAUCUUCUGUGCUUGGCGUUUAGUAUGUUCCAGUUCUUCUGAGGACAUGGUGCUACAUUCAUUUUCUUAUCGAUUCAGGGCAACGUAUCUUGAGUUGCUGAAUAAUUCAGAGCUCUCUCAAUGUUGAUUCUUGUCAAUUCAGCUAAUGCAACGUAUCUUGAG